AUGGCGGACGUUGAGAUGAAGGAUGCUAUUUCCACCGAAGCCAAGGCUAAGGUCCCCGUCAAGGCGUCUAAAGGUGGCGCUGCCGAAGGUGGCGACACCAAGAAGAGAUUCGAAGUGAAGAAGUGGAAUGCGGUUGCCCUCUGGGCUUGGGAUAUUGUCGUUGACAACUGCGCCAUUUGCCGGAAUCACAUCAUGGAUCUCUGCAUUGAGUGUCAAGCAAAUCAAGGCGCUGCUACAAACGAAGAAUGUACAGUCGCGUGGGGUAUCUGCAAUCAUGCCUUUCACUUCCACUGUAUCUCACGCUGGCUGAAGACCCGACAAGUUUGCCCACUUGACAACAGAGACUGGGAAUUCCAGAAGUACGGAAGGUAG
This is a messenger RNA of Cladophialophora yegresii CBS 114405, 372 nucleotides long. RefSeq names its product RING-box protein 1. Gene Ontology annotation, cellular component: nucleus; cullin-RING ubiquitin ligase complex. Lineage: Eukaryota; Fungi; Ascomycota; Eurotiomycetes; Chaetothyriales; Herpotrichiellaceae. Gene Ontology annotation, biological process: protein ubiquitination; ubiquitin-dependent protein catabolic process. The coding region runs from base 1 to 372 and encodes 123 amino acids. Gene Ontology annotation, molecular function: ubiquitin protein ligase activity; zinc ion binding; cullin family protein binding. The record is from RefSeq and is a predicted model, not a curated record. The transcript is spliced from 4 exons.